Peromyscus eremicus (cactus mouse) is the source of this 3163-nucleotide messenger RNA. RefSeq names its product microtubule associated protein 1S (gene Map1s). Gene Ontology annotation, cellular component: dendrite; microtubule associated complex; cytosol. The transcript has 7 exons. Bases 30 to 2972 code for a protein of 980 amino acids. Gene Ontology annotation, biological process: microtubule cytoskeleton organization; axonogenesis; regulation of microtubule depolymerization. Gene Ontology annotation, molecular function: actin binding; microtubule binding. Lineage: Eukaryota; Metazoa; Chordata; Mammalia; Rodentia; Cricetidae. The record is from RefSeq and is a predicted model, not a curated record.
CGGGGGCGGGGCGUCGGGGCGGCGCGAAGAUGGCGGCGGUGAUGGCGGCGCCCGAGGCUGUGGCGGCGCCGAGCUCGCUGCUGCUGCUGGUGGUGGGCGGCGAGUGCGGCUGCCCGGGGCUGCUGGCCUGCGUCCUGGAGGAGCUGGAACGAGGUGUUCGCUCCUGGGAGGAUGUGGACCCCACCAUCUGCAGCCUGGAUGAGCAGCUCAAGACCUUUGUGUCCCGGCACUCGGCCACAUUCUCCAGCAUUGUGAAAGGCCAGCGGAGCCUGCACCACCGUGGAGAGACCCUGGAGACGCUGGUCCUGCUGAACCCUUCAGACAAGUCCCUGUGUGAUGAGCUCCGGAACCUCCUGAUGGACCCCGCCCCUCACAAACUGCUGGUGCUGGCCGGCCCCUGCCUGGAGGAGACCGGGGAGCUGCUGCUGCAGACCGGGGGGUUCUCGGCGCAGCACUUCCUGCAGGUGCUGGAGGACAAAGAGGUCCAGGACGCGCUGGCCUCGGCCCCCACGGCCCCCCCGGCCCUCACCGUGUCCUGCCCGACUUUCGGGGACUGGGCGCGGUUGGGCCCCUUGCCCGGGCUGCGGCUGCGACUGAACCCCCCCGCGCGGCUGCCGCCCUCCGAGGGUCUGCGGGCCUUCCUGGAGUACGUGGCCGAGUCGCUGGAGCCGCCGUCCCCCUUCGAGCUGCUGGAGCCGCCGGCCGCGGGGGGCUUCCUGCGCCUGGCGCGGCCCUGCUGCUACGUGUUCCCGGGCGGCCUGGGCGACGCCGCCUUCUUCGCCGUCAACGGCUUCACCGUGCUGGUGAACGGCGGCUCCAACCCCAAGUCGAGCUUCUGGAAGCUGGUGCGGCACCUGGACCGCGUGGACGCCGUGCUCGUGACCCACGCAGGGGCCGACAGCCUGCCUGGCCUCAACAGCCUGCUGCGCCGCAAAUUGGCGGAGCGAGAGGCGGCCGCGGGGCCGCAGGGAGAGCGCGAGGAAAGGCUGCGGCGUCUGCUGUCGCCCGCCCUGGGUGUCGUGUUCCUGAACGCACGCCAAGCGGCAUCUCGGCUGCGCGGUGGCGAGGACGAGGCGGUGUGCGCUCGGGGCCUGCUGCGGAGCCUGGGCAUCGCGCCCCUGCCGCUGCAGCGAGGCGCGCAGCCCGCGCAGCCCACCGUCCUGUUUGAGAAGCUGGGGGUCGGCCGCCUGGAGCUCUUUGUGCUGCAUCCGCCGCCCGGGGACCCCGCGGCACCCGCCUGCGCGCUGCUGGUGUGGCAGCCUGCGGCGCCCAGCGACAAGGUGGUGCGCGUGCUGUUCCCAGGCCGCACGCCGCCCGCACGCCUGCUAGACGGGCUGCAGCGGCUGCAGCACCUGCCGUGCCUGCGGCGGCCCGUGGUCACCGCGCGCGACUUGGAUGCGCCCGCCAGGGCUGACAGCCAGGACAGCCUGGCCUCCCGGGACAGCUCUCGCAAAGAGCAGGUCCGCAGCGCGGCCGUCAGCAGCUCCACCAGCAGGAGCGCGGUGCGGAAGGAGCCCGCUCCGCCCGUGCGGGACCUGAAGAAAGACCCACGGCCCGGGCCCACGCGGCCUACCGUCCGCGACACGCGCCGCUCCGGGCCUGGUGUCGCCAGCACGAAGCCUCGCACGGCACAGAACGGGCCUCGAGCCCCGGGUCCGGCGGGGCCGCCUGCAGCCCACGUGCCCAAGUGCCCAGGAGAAGCAGGGAGCAGCUCGGAGCCCGAGCGGCCGCCCGCCCCCUCCCCACCCCGGUCCCCAGCUCCGUCCCCACCUCCCACCGCACCCGGCAGUAGCCCCGAGCGCCUGUCUCUCAGCCCCCUGCGCCCAGAGCCGGCCCCGGACGCAUCCCCCUCAGCCACCACGCCCACAGCCACCACGCCCACGCUGACCACGCCCUCGCUGCCCGCGGAGCUGGGCUCCCCGCACUCCACCGAGGUAGACGAGUCGCUGUCCGUGUCCUUCGAGCAGGUGCUGCCGGCCGGCGACGCGGGGCUCAGCCUGCCCCUGCGCCUUGCGCGCCGCUCCACGUCCCCACACGAUGUGGACCUGUGCCUCGUGUCACCCUGUGAGUUUGCGCACCGCAAGCCGCCCCCUCCCACGUCUCCCGGCAGCUCGGACAGCAGCGCCCGUUCUCAGGAGCGGCCGCCCGAGACGCCGCCCACGUCGGUGAGCGGGUCGCUGCCCACGCUGUCUGACUCUGACCCGGUGCCGGUCGCGGACUCCGACGACGAGGCGGGCAGCGAGAGUGCAGCCAGGGACCCGCUGCCCACACCCCGUGUGCCGCCACCGCUGCCCGACGCGCCCGGCAUCUGCAUGGUGGACCCCGAAGCGCUGCCCCCCCGUGCCAGGCAGUCCCCCAACCCUGCCAAUCCUAGUCGCGGCCGCAAGGCCCCUGUGAGGCCGAGCUCCGCCUCUGCCGCCCCCAGAGCCGCGUCCUCAGCUGUGAAAACCAAGGGCCCUGCAGGGGACCGGGCCCGGCCACUCAGCGCCCGCAGUGAGCCCGCAGACAAGCCAGGCCGUGUGCCCCUCACCAGGAAGCCCUCGGUGCCCAAGACUGUCUCCAAAGUGGCCCCUGCCACGAGGCUCUCCUCGGGGCCUAACAGCCGCCUUGUGCCCCCUGCUGCCAGCUCCCCUGUCUACCUGGACCUGGCGUACCUGCCAGGCGGUGGCGCAGGCCGCCUGGACCAGGACUUCUUCCUGCGGGUGCGUGCAUUCUGCUAUGUUAUCAGCGGGCAGGGCCAGCGCCAGGAGGAGGGCCUGCGGGCCGUGUUGGAUGCACUGCUGGCUGGCAAGCAGCAGUGGGACCUUGACCUGCAGGUCACACUGAUCCCCACCUUCGACUCUGCGGUGAUGCACAGGUGGUAUGAGGAGACGCAUGAGCAGCACCAGGCGCUGGGCAUCAGGGUGCUGGGCAGCGGCAGCAUGGUGUCCAUGCAGGACGAGGCCUUCCCCGCCUGCAAGGUGGAGUUCUAGCCCCAUGCCGCAGUGCACCCUGGGGACAACAGUUCCUCGCUGUGUGCUCCAUGCUGAGAGCCGGACAGUGCACCUGAGUGAGCCGCUGACACUCCAGCUUCCAUCCCCACCACCGCAGAUGGGAGCCAUGCUUCUGUUGUAACUUGUUUGUGCUGGUCACAGGGCUGGCACAGCAACCCCCACCCCCGCCC